AUGGCGAGCGAAAUCAGACGGGCACCUUUCCAAUUUCAGGCCGUUGCCUGUCGCAAAACAUCACGCGCGCAAGCACACGCGAAUUUAUCGUUCGCGGAGGAGUCAGUCGCCGGCGUCAUGGCCUCCACGUACAAUCUCGAGCCGCACCCCACGGCCAAGGUCGUUCUACACACGACAACCGGCGACCUCGAGCUCGAGCUCUUCGCGAAACAGACGCCCGUGACGUCCCGGAACUUCCUCCAGUUAUGCCUCGACGGCUACUACGACAACACCGUCUUCCAUCGUCUCGUAAAAGACUUCAUCAUACAGGGAGGAGAUCCGACAGGCACCGGUCAUGGCGGCGAAAGUAGUUACGAUGGCGAGCCCUUUGCCGAUGAGUUUCAUAGCCGGCUCAAGUUCAAUCGAAGAGGCUUGCUGGGCAUGGCAAACACGGGAAAGAAAGAUGACAAUGGCAGUCAGUUCUUCUUCACGUUGGCCAAUACGCCGGAGCUGCAGGGACAGAACACAAUGUUCGGAAGAGUAGCUGGUGAUACCAUCUACAACCUCAUGAAGAUGGCCGAGUCAGAGAUUGCAGAAGGAAGCGAGGACAGACCCAUGUAUCCCACGAGAAUAACGAGCGCCGAGAUCAUCAUCAAUCCGUUUGACGACAUGGUGAAGAAAGUGCAGGUUGCUCAGAGGACGGAACCAGAUGCCAAGAAACCCAAGAAGACGAAGCGGAAAGCUGGGAAGAAUUUGAUGAGUUUCGGCGGUGACGAGGGUGAAGAGGCAGAUUCAGCACCUGUGGCGAAGAAAACAAAGUACAAUACGAAGCUAGUCAGCGCAGGCGCGCAGAUACCGUCGGCCCUAGACGACACGCCUAUGCCCAAGGCGCACAAAGAAGAGAAAUCUAUACCGAUCCGCAAGCCACGGAAGUCUCCAUCCCGAUCACCCUCCCCCAAACCCGCAUUCAAACCAGCGCAUGCCUCACAUCAUCGACGAGAGGAGCCAUCUCCUCCACCUGAGGAACUCUCAUCAGAAGCGGACAAGCAGUCAAAGCUCGAUCGCGUCAAUGCUCAGAUCGCGGAACUCAAGGCCUCAAUGAAGAGAAACACGGGCGCCCAACGGGCAGAACCUACGAAAAAGAAGUCUCUCCUCGAGUCGAUGGUACCCACCAGCACAGCGAAAGGCCGGAAAAGGGGCGCUGCAAGCAGUGCGGCUUCGGAGAAGACUACGCUCGACAUCUUGUCCAAGUUCAAGUCUAAGCUCGAAUCUGCCGCACCCGUGGAUGCCAAGAUGAAAACACCUGAAAUACCUGAGGCGAAUGCAGAGUCUGCUCCUGUUGCGAACGGUAGUAAAGCUGCAGACGAGGAGGAGGUUCCCUGUGAUCUCCACUUCGUCGUAGGCUGCCAGUCCUGCACAGCUUGGGACAAACAAGGCGAGGAAGAAUCAGAUGAUGAUACCGGCUGGAUGAACCACUCCUUGAGCUUUGCCAAAGAUCGCUUGGGUAAAGAUCUGGAGUGGAAGAGAAAGAACGAGGAGGAAUUGUUGGUCAUUGAUCCGCUUGAAAAGGCAAAGGAAUUUAAGGUGGACCGAAAAGGAAAGCGAGACUGGGACGACGGAAAAGGCAAGCGGAAGAUGAAGAUCUAA
Molecule: messenger RNA, 1626 nt
Organism: Didymosphaeria variabile
Lineage: Eukaryota; Fungi; Ascomycota; Dothideomycetes; Pleosporales; Didymosphaeriaceae
Gene: CWC27
Product: Peptidyl-prolyl isomerase cwc27
Exons: 2
Coding region: 1-1626 (541 amino acids)
Biological process (GO): protein folding; protein peptidyl-prolyl isomerization
Cellular component (GO): catalytic step 2 spliceosome
Molecular function (GO): peptidyl-prolyl cis-trans isomerase activity
Source: RefSeq, a predicted model, not a curated record